AUGGCAACCUCAUUGAGAAAACCUGUCGUCCUCCAUAUCGGCGACCCUGUAAAAUGGAAUACAGACCUCUACGCACAGUUCUCCCAAGAUUUUACUGUCAUCCGGCCUUCGACAGAGGAGCGGAAACGAGGAGAGUUUAUGAAGGCGCUGAAGGAAAAACGAUGGGGAGAUUUCCACGCCAUAUUUAGACCGUUCUGGAACACUGGAGGCGAGAUGGGGAGAUGGGACAGUGAACUGGUGCCACUCAUUCCCAAGACUUGUAAGGUGUUUGCUUCGGCGGGCGCCGGGUAUGAUUGGGCUGAUGUUGAUAUUUUGGCUGCAAGAGGAAUUAUAUACUGCAACAGCGCCGCCGCCUCCUCCGAGUCCGUCGCCGAUUUUACACUUUUUCUCAUUCUAUCCACAUUCAGGAAUCUCAGAUGGUGCACCACCGCACCAUAUACUUCUCCAUCAUCUUUCCAAGAUUGCCACACCAACGCCGCGGUACUUUCCCAUAACCCACGCAACCAUACCCUCGGCAUAAUCGGCCUGGGAAAUGUCGGAUUCGAAAUAGCCCGUAAAGCCUACGCCGCCUUCCACAUGAAGAUCGUCUACUAUGAUGUGGUCCGCAAGGCACCCGCUCAAGAAGCCGAAAUCGCAGCUAGUUUUGCGCCCACGUUAGAGGAACUGCUUUCUCGGAGCGAUUGUGUGGUCCUGGCAACGCCCGCGAGUCCUGACGGGAAGAAAGUCAUUACGAAGGAAAGUCUCGGGAAGAUGAAGAAGGGAAGUAGGUUUGUGAAUAUCGCAAGGGGAAGCCUGGUGGAUGAGGAGGCUGUUGCUGAUGCUGUGGAGGACGGGACUCUUGUUGGUGUUGGGCUUGAUGUGCAUGAGAACGAGCCGAGAGUUAGUGAGAGGUUGAAGGGGUUGAGACAGGUUAUGCUUACAGCACACAAUGCAGGGGGAACUCUAGAUACGCAUAUCGGCUUCGAAGAGCUCUCCAUGCGGAACAUCGACGCAGUAUUGAAGGGGAAAGGCGCACUUACCCCUGUGAACAUGCAUAUGAUCGCCUCCGCAGUUCCGAAGCAGAAUCUUUAA
This is a messenger RNA of Venustampulla echinocandica, 1071 nucleotides long. RefSeq lists its product as uncharacterized. The transcript is spliced from 5 exons. Gene Ontology annotation, cellular component: cytosol. Bases 1 to 1071 code for a protein of 356 amino acids. Gene Ontology annotation, molecular function: glyoxylate reductase (NADPH) activity; hydroxypyruvate reductase [NAD(P)H] activity; NAD binding. Lineage: Eukaryota; Fungi; Ascomycota; Leotiomycetes; Helotiales; Pleuroascaceae. The record is from RefSeq and is a predicted model, not a curated record.